Molecule: messenger RNA, 949 nt
Organism: Spirodela intermedia
Lineage: Eukaryota; Viridiplantae; Streptophyta; Magnoliopsida; Alismatales; Araceae
Source: the annotation of a GenBank genome assembly
AUGGAGGUGGGGCACGUGUCAGGUGACGUGACUCAGUCGUUGUAUGUUAAAUCACGCAAAUAUAAAAUUUAUAAAACUAGAAAAUACGAAUUUUCAGAUAUUUAGAAGUAUUUCUAAAUAAAUAUAUCAAUUAUAAUUCAAUAAAAAUUCCAAAAAUAGCGGUAAUUUUCCAAGUCGAUCACAAGGAUGUAAUAUAAUAUCUGGUAAUUAUUCAGAAUUUUUCUCAAUGAGUACGAUUUUCUUACAAAUUUUAUACUAGGAAAUAAAAAGGAAAUAUAUUUAAAAUUCACGGAAAAAAAAGGAAAUAAGGGUGCGGACGUCAAGAUGACGUCAGCGCCCGGCGAACGCGAAUCAGGCAGAAACAGAGUUCCACCUGGCGAUUCUUACGUAGGCGAUUACAGACGACUCAAUUAAUCAAAUUAAGAUCUGUAAAAGCCGGAAGAAUCGUAAUUGAAUGAAGUAUAGUUUGGUAAAUUAAAAUCAACAAAGUAUCACUAAAUGAAGCGUAAAUUAAAUUGAAAGCAGGAAAACAGAGUUCUGGCGUCACGACGGCGAUGCGUCGGCGAUGCACCAGAAUCUUGAGCGUUCGAGAGGAUCGUCGUGCAGUGUCCACGGCCUCGAAGGCUCUCCUUGGACAAAGACGACGUGGGCAAUCUCUAGAUCUUCUCGCGAAGUCUAGAGAUCAAUAAAGUGGGUCGUCGAAUCGUCUCUGGCGGCUGUCACCCGGCGGAGCAGAAAAACGGCAACUUUGCGGCUCUCCUGCGGCUGUCACCCGACGGAGAGGAGCUGGAUGGAGGUGGGGCGCGUGUUAGGGAGCUUCAUCCUCAGGUCCGCGCAACAAGAGGAGGCUCUUCAUCGCAUCUGGUACGCUCUUAGGAGGUGGCGACUGGUCUCCUGGCAGAUCGUUCUCUUCCCGUCGACGGCUUGUUCGUCGAUCAAUCGAAGAUGA